UCGGGAAAUCCUUAACGCUCAUUUCCGCUCUCCCAAAUUCCACUUCGGCGUGAAGGACGACAAAGUCGAGCUGCACCACUCUCCAAAUCCAUCCAUACAUGACUCAUCAAUCAAUCGAUCUACCGUUUUCUUUUUCCCUGCUGAGAGUCGAUCCAUCUAUCUAUCUAUGUAUCUAUCUACCAUUUCUCUAUGUUGAUCAUCAUUUGACGGACGUUUCUCCUGAAUUGGCUUCCGAUGGUCUGUCUCCCAUGAAGAUUGGAACCUUCCCGGAACUUUCGCUCCAAUCUGGCGAGGAGAGAGAGAAAGCUGUGCUGCAGCAGUUUGCUAUCGCCGCAUCUCACUCUAUUUUUUUUUAUUUUCUUAUCCUGCUUUUUCUUAAUUUGUUUAUUUUCUUCUUCUUCGUCGUCGUCUUCUUCUUUUCUCUCUUUUUUUUUUUUCCCUUCUUGUUCUUGUUCUUGUUCUUGAUAAGUUCUGGAGCGCAGCCACAGGCGAAACGCGUGGGGAACUCUGCUGGUUCAAUAGAGAGAGAAAGCUAGGUGUGUCUUUCUUCUCUUCGGCGUCGUCUUCUGAGCUCUGUUCUGUCAGAGCGAGCUGGUUCAAUGAAGUUAUUGUCGUCAUGAUGCCUUGACCCCCCUAGCUUCUCUCUAUUCCGCCUUGAGCCCCCUAGCUUCUCUCUAUUCCAUUCUCCAUUCUCCAUUCUCCAUUCUCCAUUCUCCUUCUUCUCUGCUUCUUUUCAAUUUUAUCUUCUUCUUCUUCUAUCACGAAGUCGCGCCUGGUCGUGAGGUUAUGCGUCAGGCCGGCAGAACGUCUAUGCGACAGGCGGAUCGUAGCCGUACGCACUCGUGGAAGUGCCCGUUGAUCGGUGAUCGGUCGUUGGACAGUAUAUAUAGGAGGACAAGGCCGUAUCGGUGAUCUAUGGUCACUCAGUAAGAUGGUGGGAGGUGUGUCGGCGGGCCGCAAGGUAGAGGGGGUCAAGAGGUUAGCCCCCUGAGGAUGAUCGGAGCGGAGCGCAACCGAUCGAUGGAAGCGCGUCGGGGAAUGUGCGCGUGAGCGGAGGAUGAGUAUGCGCGGAGAUGUUUCCCCACUAUUGAAGAACUUUGGAAGCGUGUACGAAAAACUGAGAUGAGUAUGCGCGGAUGAUCGGAGCGGAGCGCAACUGCUUGCACGAUUCCACUCUUCUUGUUCUUCUUCUUCUUCGUUUGUCAAAAAGUGAGACGGCCUUGUUGAUAUAUAGUAAAUCAUUUUCGAACGGAGAUUGAACUCUCGGUAAACUCGAGAGUUAUUUUCACUCAUCUUUAUUUUUCACUCUAUCUUAUUCCAUCGCGAUUGAUCUCUCGUCUGUGUUUCAACAGGUCGUUCAUCGUUCAGGGGUGUACUAUCUGAGCUCUACGUCAGUGGGUUCAUCUUGGGGCUUAACUUUCACCCCAGUCCACUUAGGCGUUUGGUUGAGUGUUUGCCUCUUGACGUGGAGGUCACGUGUUCGAUCCUUGGAUCGGUGCGGACGGACAGAUUAUUGUCUGGAGUAAGUUUCAGUUCACUUCUUCUUCUUCUUCGUCUUGUUUGUCUGGUGUUUUUUUUUUUUUUUUUUUUUUUUUUUUUAUGCUCGUCAGUAGUUUCUGGAUGAUGGAGUGGUUGGUCAGCACGAUGACGAGUGUGAUCAAUCUAGCGGACCUGUCUGUGGGUGCUAAUUUAUGGGUCUCGGCCUCUUUUCUAGUCAUCCCGAUCGUUCUAGUACUUAACGCCUGGAGCUUGCUUCGCGAAGAUUUGAACGGGGGCAGGAUUGGCAAUGUGGAGUUGGAGUUCUCAUCUCCGAGUAAGAGCAGCAGACAUAAUGGCAGGUCGGCAGUCAGGAACCACCACCACCACGUGGACGUUCACAGAUUGCAAAUGACGUUAUCCGCAUUAUCUCCAUCGUCUUUGUCGUCUUCCUCCACUGGAUCAAGUCGCUUAGAGCAGAUCAUUGUGGUGGAUGGGGGUGUGACACGUGUCACAGCCUUGGCGGGUCGUCGAUCAACGUCGUUCUCCCAUCCUGCGUUGAGCCGAUUCGCUCCAGCUUUCUCCUCCUCCUCCUCCUCCUCCUCCUCGUGCUCCUCCUCUUGUGCAUCUGCAUUCGCGUCUAAAAUUGCGAUCCCGACGGGUGGGUGCUCUGCUGCUCCUGGUCGGGGUUCGCUGCCACCACUGUCAGCUUCUCCCUCUCCUCCUCCUCCUCCUCCUCCUUGUCCAUGUCCUCCUCCUUUGUCUCCAAAUCUUCCUCUCUCUCCCAACAGCUUCAGCAGGAGUAAGGCUUGCACGGACGCCGGAGGAGGUGCUGGGCGAGCAGCGGCGGCGGGGGGGGGCGAGCUCCAGCUCCCUCUCUUCUCCCCUGAUCUCUCUCCCAACCCUGCAGCAGGAGGACCUGUUCUGAGUCGCAGCGCUUCGCUGCCUCCCAAGCCGCCACGUAAGCAGGCUCUCGAUCGCGAUCGGGUCCGUCUGUACAGCCGUUCCCUAAGUCACCCACCCUUUGGCCGCCGCUCCUCUCUCGCUUCCAUCUCCAUCGCGGGAGGAAGAGGUGGAGGGUCCUCCUCUCUCAGUCGUCCGCUGUGUAGGAGGUCCAGAUGCCUGUCCGCUGACGUGGCGCGAGAGGAGGCGGCGACGACCCAUCGUUUGGGUCGGGAUCUCGACCUCUGGCCCUCUCUCGUCGCAUGGGCGAAGAGUCUGGGCCGGGCUAAGCCUGCGAUCGGGAUCCGCCGGGAUCUCUCCCCGACUAAGCCUGCCGCUACCAAGAGCGGCGAUAUCGAGUCCUCCGACGACGACGAUUCAAAGCGGGACCCCUGCGAUCGCGAUCGGGAGCGGGAUCACGACCAUGGACUUCCAGAGAAGGAGCAGGCCGACGUUGAUUCCGUCGGGAUCGGGACCACGACUCGGCAUACGACCGGAACACACCUUGUUCCGUUCAUGGAUGAGGAGCAGCAAGCUCUGCAGCCUUUGUUGCAAAAGCCCGGGUUGUUGUUGCCCGGCAUGCUUGCAUCCACUCCAAGUGCAUAUCCUGCGGCCCCAAUCAAGCGUCUGAACGCGACUCUUACGACGUACGGGAGUGUCGACCUGCCGCCUCCUCCCUCUUCCUCGUCACAGCUGCAGGUGGUGGUUCCUACCACUAUGGCAUUGCCCCACUCGUGUCCGCCGCAAUCGCCUCUCCCGUCGCCGAACGCUGUGUCUGCUGCUGCUUCCAUGAGGUCGAGGCUGGCGUCGCCUCCAGCUUUCUCAACAGACCAGUUGGAAGAAUGGAGAACUAUCUUCGAGGAGGAGGAGGAGGAGGAGGAGGAGGAGGAGGUGAAUGCUGUGUGGGUAUUCUGGUGGUUUCUUCAUUGCUGUUCGGAUCUUAGAGGAGGAGGAGGAGGAGGAGGUGAAUGCUGUGUGGCUAUUCAAAGUGGUGGUUUCUUCAUUGCUGUUCAGAUCUUCGAGGAGGAGGAGGAGGAGGAGGAGGAGGAGGAGGUGAUCUUCUAAUGAUGGAUAAUAGAGAUAAGCAAUUAAGAAGAUCUGGGGGUACAUCCUUAAGGUCACAUGGCUAUUAAUGCGUGCGCUCACUAUGCUUUUGGAGGGAUCUGGUGUGGUCAGCAGAUAGUGGAGGUUUGGCAGGAAGAGGAUAAUGACGACGACGACGACGAGGAGGAGGAGGAGGAGAGAGGAGGAGAGCGGGGAGGGGAAGGCAAUUCUUUUCACAAAGUUGUAUCCAUCGAUUCGGCACUUGAAUCAUUGGUAUGUAUUCCGUGUUCUGAUCACGCACAUACGUCGUGCACAUUUUGCUCUACUGUGGAAGAGGAGGAUAUAGACAGCAGCUGAAAUGCUGUGGAAGAGGAGGAGACACAACUGAAGUUCUGUGGAAUAGGAAGGUAGGCAGCAGCGGGAGGUGUUGGUGUCGGAGAAGGCCGUCGUUCUUUUCACGCACGUGUGUCAAUUAAUUGGGUAUAGUUUGGAGAACUUUGGACCAUUGGUAUCGAUUUCAUGUUCUAGUCACACACGCAGCUCGUAGUUUUUGCAAGAACCGAAGUGCUAUGCAAGAGCAAGGUAGGAAGCAGUAGGAGGAGGUGUGAGUGGUGUUGGGUGUUAACUGAUUCAUCGAUCGAGUGAACGCCAGGGCUCGGAAGUUGGAAUUGUUUUUUUGUUUUUUCUUUGUGAAGUAAGACUGAGGUAUUUGUGGGUGUAGUUUUUCGUUGCCUGCUCAGAAUGAGGUUCCGUCUGACAUGUCAGAGUCAGAGAAUAUCGGAGAAGAGGGGAGCUGCGGACGGAGGGCUCUCAAGUAGUUGAGUGAUGGAGCCACAGAGGACUCUUAAGUUGGUUAUACAUAGUCAUUCGGAUGUAGGUGACCGCACCACUGGAAUAGAGGUGGUCCUAGAGUUAAUUUGUCGACUUGCCAAACCGCGAGAAGGAUGCUGUCGUGUGUGCAUCUAUCUGACAGCGACAGUGUACACCUGCAUCUAUAUUUAUACAGUCAGAAAAUCGGAUCAUUGGAUAUUGUUGGAAUUCGGACGGAUGGAGAGAUGGAUGGGGUUUUCGUUUACCGUCCCUUGUGAGGGGUGUAGCACACAAGGGGUGUAGCUAACUCCUGAGCGUACUUUCCGUGGGAGCAAGGGCCAUUCUUCUGUGUGCUGGAUGGAGAGAUGGAUGAUGGGUGGGUUACCCACUCACGGUGGUUGGUCAUUCACUACUGUGGGUUGCAUGCACGUGUCGUGCCGUUCUUGGUGUCGAUCGGAUAUGCCGGCAGCAACCGCCAUGCCAGCGGUGUCGGCGAUGUGGGGUUGGCUGCCUGGUUGGGUGGCUGUGCCAGCUGACAAGGAUCUGGCAAGGAUGCAGAGAAGAAGAAUAAGAUCCGCGGGUCUGUGACUCUAUUUUAUGGCGAAGGAGGGGCACAGUAGUGGAUACCGCAGGAUGGCUGGGGCUUCAGCGACAAGUGAGCGAAGGGCCCAUCCACGUGCCUCAUACGAGGCCUACUGAUUUCUCACGACAGCUCCAUGGAGGUCGAAUGCGCAGAUGGUUCGUUGCGUUGGGCUGGGAGAGGUUGGGGCCUCGUGCGAUGCCUGUCCAUUGAUGGCAAGGUGAGUAGGUGCUGAUCGUUUGAUGCACAGCAGAAGUUCCAGCGAGGGCAUUGGAAUGGAGGGAAAAAAGUUGAAGUGUCGUUCUUCGAGUGAGGGCAUAGCAUCUGAGAGCGUUUGGAUCGGGUCGACUGAGAUAGCAGUGAAUGGGCAGGUCGGGCAGGUGGAGUAGAGUUACAGUUUUGCUGAGUGAAAGAGUGGGCGAACGAGAUUGAACGAGUGUGCCCUCGGGGUGCUACACAGGGAGAAAGUCUUCUUGUGAAUAAUUACUUCUCCAGAAGGGGGAGUAGAGGAACCUCGCCGGAGGAGAGAACUGAUGUGUGAUAGGGUGGUGAAAUUUUUGUGCGAGUGAUCAGGACUUGUGUGCAAGAGGCGGCACUUCUCGUGUGAGAGGUGGCAGGGGAUGGGGGGCAUGCAAGGCUUUCAAGCUGCUAUCCUCUGUGGAGCCCAAGUAAAGACAAGCAUCGGGA
Molecule: messenger RNA, 5539 nt
Organism: Chara braunii
Lineage: Eukaryota; Viridiplantae; Streptophyta; Charophyceae; Charales; Characeae
Source: the annotation of a GenBank genome assembly